Messenger RNA from Amorphotheca resinae ATCC 22711, 2051 nucleotides. RefSeq lists its product as hypothetical. The record is from RefSeq and is a predicted model, not a curated record. The transcript is spliced from 2 exons. NCBI's taxonomy places the organism in Eukaryota, Fungi, Ascomycota, Leotiomycetes, Helotiales, Amorphothecaceae. Bases 268 to 2043 code for a protein of 591 amino acids.
GAAUUAACAAACACGAAAGUGAAUAAUAUCACUACGAGGAGGAGCGCGCUAAGCGAGAUCGAUCUCCUCGACAGAAUCGACCCCGCCGUUCUCCCUACAUUUUUCCUACCCACCUGUCAUCCACACCGUCUUCGACUCUUCCCAAGUCCCCCAUCACCCUGGUACGGCUGAGUGCAGAUCACCUUCUUCCCCGUCAUGGUGCCGGCUGUUGAGACCGAGCCAGCGUCCACUAUCCUGUCCCUUCCUGCUGCUCCUGCGCUCUGAGCCAUGGACCCGUCCAACGCGGCCGAUCAAUGGGUCGCCACAGGCACCGGGAUUCUAGAAGCCCCAGCGAAUGAAGCUGAGGAGAUCCAAGAGAUCCAAGAGAUCCAAGUCUUCCGCAAGGAGGACGUACACCAGGAAUAUUUUUUUGAUCCGUGGGCCUAUGUCGCCAUCAAUGGCAAGACCUACGGGAAGGCGGUGAAUUGUAGCUUGAUCUUCGACACGCUCACUGCCCCAACAACCCGUCUCAUUCUUGAUUGUAGGGAGAAGUUCUUUAAAUCAGAAAUCGCUAUCGAGGGUAUCAUAGAGCGGGAUAUGAGCCCCAAGUACAACCCAGAGGGGUCCCGGUACUACCAUUUCUCGGUCAACAUCACCGGCCGUGAUAUUUUCAACUGGACUGUCCAACCUCCGAACUCUUACACCCUGCCUGCCUAUUUCAAUCCUCUGUCAGAUUGGGUUUCUGAUGAAAAGUGUCUCGUCAGCUUCGACGUUGGCCCAGUCCGGAUUUUCAAUUCCGCUGUGCCUAAGCUUCUCGACUCGAAGGCGGAGGCCGACCUCAAAGAAUUCUUUCACGACAUCCGUGAAGCCAAGCUGCAGAAUAAGCCGUUUCACUUCGAAAUUAUCACCCUAUACUUUGCGGAGGAAGGAGAGACAUAUGACAGCGUGAUGAAGCUCAUGGAGGAUAAAAUCAACAAUGAUAAGGCGGUGGAUCCGACCCUAUAUUGGAUCAAAAACUCCCCUAACGCGCAUAUGCUCCGACAAGAGAACAUCUUUGCCCCUCGAGAACGUCCAGCUCUCAGUGUUGAGAACCUAGUUAGGAAACUUCGUCGGACCCAACCCUCCCACCUUGACCUUAAGGUGCAUGCCGUGUACUGCGAGGUAGACGAGUGGCUUUAUGAGCGUGGGCUCGCUGCCGAGAUUGCAGCUGUAAAGUUCAUGGUCACUUUUGAAGAGGUUCCAGGAUCGGCUUUCAUGAUCAACAGAAAUGACAACAAGCUGCCAAAGAUGUAUAUCUCGAGUAUACGUUGGGAUAACAAGAAGAUGGAGCGUCCACGCCUAGGUGACUCUUUUGUUAUGGUCAUGCCUUUCAAGGUGCCAGACCCGCCCAAGUGCCUAGACGGUCCUAAGAAGCAACGUCCACCGCCACCUCGGGAUGAUAGGGAUGAGGACGAUGUCGUGGACCACGGGGACUACAUCACAGUUCGAGAAUCACGAGCCGAAUACUUCGAACGCAGUGAGCAGGCGCGAAUGGAUGAUCUAGAAGUCAAGCGCACUUUGUGGCAUGCUCGACUGCUCGAGUCUUCUGAGCUUAACGCUCCGGGCCAACCUCUCAUGAAAGUCUUUCGCCCUAAAGAACCAAAAUGGGAAGGCCUUCAUGACGCACCAACAGUCGGAACUGUUAUUCCUGCUACCGAAACUCGUAUUAGAAGCCUUGCACGCCGCAGACAGUAUAUUGCCAAGGACGCCCCACGCCACGCGGUUUACAUUAAGAAGACCCUAUCUGACCAGACCUACAAGGACACGCUACGAGGACUAAAUGAGCUGUUCGAAAAAUACAAGGAAGAUCUCUCACAGACUGUUCUGCGCCACCAUUUAGUGGGUUACCUUACUGAUGGCAACGUGGACGCGGUCUUCCCGCCGCUAGAUUUUUUCAGUACUUGUGUCCCGGACUACAAAAGGUUUGCUGCGAACCUCACCAAGUACCAACGCGACCGUUUUUUCCAGGCUGCACAGGUUCAACAUGGCGUUAUGCUUGUCGAGGGGGGGGGCUGCUUCCGGUAAGACACGUC